UGUUUAAGUGUCAGUCAUCAGUAGAUCAGUAUGGAGUUGAUUUCUCUUCCUCUAGUUCUUUUGCUGAUUUCAAACAUCCACGGUCAAGAAAGACAAACACCUCAAGUGUUUGUUUGCCCUGGUGAUCACGUAUUAAGAGGAGAAACUGUCAAUCUCAUAUGUGUCAUUAAUAGAGGAGGAGUCAGCAGCUGGCAGUACAGCUGGUAUAAAGAUGAUUCAAUCAUCCAACAGUAUGAACAGUAUUACACAAUCAGAUCUUUUAAUGAGUCUGACGCAGGUAACUACACCUGUAGAGGAAAUGAGACCAAUGGAUCACGAUACUCAGACAUCAGUAAUGCAGUUACACUGACAGUAUCAGAAACCUACCCAUAUAUAAAAGCUGAUUACAAAAGAACCACUGAAGGAUCUUCUGGUCUGAUAGUUGGAGUGGUUGUUGGACUGAUCAUCUUGUUUUUUAUCAAUUUCUUGGUUUUGCUGUGGUGGUACAAAAUCAAAAAAGGUAAAGUCUCUUGGUCUCCCUCAGCUUUCAGUCCACAGCAGAACAUCAGUCAGAGAUCAGAUCGGAAACAAAGUGAAGAAGGUUACACUCCACUGAAGUUUGGUAAAGUCUCUCGGUCUCCCUCAGCUUUCAGUCCACAGCAGAACAUCAGUCGGACAUCAGAUCAGAAACAAAGUGAAGAUGGAUACACUCCACUGAAGUUUGGUAAAGUCUCUUGGUCUCCCUCAGCUGUCAGUCCACAGCAGAGCAUCAGUCGGACAUCAGAUCGGAAACAAAGUGAAGAAGGUUACACUCCACUGAAGUUUGGUAAAGUCUCUAAGUCUGCCAAAGCUGUCAGUUCACGGCAGAACAUCAGCCUGACAUCAGAUCGGAAACAAAGUGAAGAUGUUUACACUCCACUGAAGUUCGUACAUGCUGAUAUUUAUGACUCAUUGGUGCAACAGAUAAUAAAGACAAAAGCUCAGACAAUGUAAGUGAAUCAGAGAGGAGAUAAAGAUGUUGCUUCUGGAUCUGUUGAUGUGACUUAAAACACGAGAAAGAGGAGAAAAGAUGGCAAUACAUUAACUAAUGCUUAAUAUUAUUAAUACAAACCUUCAUGUGCUUCAGAGUCAAAUCUUGCAAAUAUUUGAUUCUCUAAUAGCAAAAGUUUUUUUGUCAUUAUCAGCAGUGUAAUGAUUUCUGACAGACUGUAAAGUGAAUGGAAAUAUGAAAGUUAUGAGAGAGUUAUCUUUUUAUAAUCUUUUUAUAUGUUGACUUGAUAAAUUGAUCGAAUUGAAAUAAAUUGAUGCAACCACUUACCUUAAAAAAAAUUUGUAAAUUGAACGAAUCUCUUUUUUUCAGUGAAUGUGUGAUUGACACAACUGCUUUAAACCUGUCAAAUUUAUUUGGCUGUGUGAACGACAUCAUUCACUUUGAUAAGGCUCAUCUAUAUUUUGCAUACAGUAUAUCUUUCGCUUCAUAGCUCCAUGUAUGUAAUAAGUGUUCAUGUUAGUGUUUUGAAAUGUCCUGGAAAAGUGAAAGCAGCAUUAUGGGAAUAAAUACCUUUGUUUAAACGGUGAUCAAGAGGUCUAAAAAUCUGAAAUAUUUUAAUUAUUGCUAAUACUGCAGUCUAUUGCUAAUACUUCCUCUGUUGUUUCCUUGCCUUUGUUUUUUGAUGGCUUACCAGUGUUUUUGACCUCGGCAUGUUUUUCGGACUUAUUGUGAUUGUGGAUUACCCUUUUUAUAAAGUUUGCAUUUGGAUCCCCAUUCUUUUUGUCCUUGUAUAGACUGUGAUGAGGUCAAAAGAGUUGCGUCAAAAAAGUGGGUUUUAUUUCUUUAUCUUUUAAUUUGAAUGUAUUUCUACAGUUUUCAACAAUAGAAGACAUGCA
This is a messenger RNA of Misgurnus anguillicaudatus (oriental weatherfish), 1866 nucleotides long. Lineage: Eukaryota; Metazoa; Chordata; Actinopteri; Cypriniformes; Cobitidae. The record is from RefSeq and is a predicted model, not a curated record.